UGGUUGCAGCGCAGACGGCUGGGGCUGGAUCGUGGGCUGACGCGACUCGCUCAGUCAACGAAGCGCCGAAGAGGAUCCGCGAUACACCUACUCUCGGCCAGGACGGGUCUCACGGUGCUGUCCACGGGGAUUACCUAGUUGCGACCUGCAGCGAUAAUUAUGGCUCGUUUUAGGCAAUGAAAAACUAAUUUUGAGUACUUUUGUAGAGGAUGGUUCUGUUGACACCUUAUCCAACACAGAGCCCAGCCAGCAUGGCGAAGGGCUCCGUGUUGCUGUGGAGACGGACCUACGGCAGACUGACACCCAUCCUGCUCCUCCUGCUCCUGUCUGGGCGGCCUGAGGGAACCAGUGUAGGCCCCCCAGGGAAGCCCCGGCUCAUCAGCUGCCGAUCGCCGGAGAAGGAGACCUUCACAUGCCAGUGGGAGCCUGGAUCCAGUGGAGGCCUUGCCACCCAGCACGCCCUGUACUACCACACGGAGAACUCUGAAAAGGUCUUUGAGUGCCCAGACUAUGAAACAGCGGGUGAAAACUCCUGCUUCUUCAACAAGACCUACACAUCAAUCUGGGUGAGCUACAACAUCACGGUGGUGGCCAGGAACGCCCUGGGGAAUUCCUGCUCGGACUCCAUAGAUGUGGACGUGAUGAACAUUGUUCAGCCUCACCACCCAGAGAACGUGACGGUGACUCUGGAAGACGGUGACAACCCGUACCUACAGGUGAAAUGGGAGAAGCCUCACAGGGUGGACACCCGCUCCGGCUGGGUCACUCUCAGCUACGAGCUGUGUGUCAAGCGGGAGAAGGACAACAAGUCGGAGCUUCAUUUUGCAGGCCAACAGAAGCACUUCCGGAUCUUCAGGCCCAUACCCGGGGAGGUCUACGUGGUGAAGGUGCGCUGCAAGCCUGACCACGGAUACUGGAGCGAAUGGAGUUCCCCGGCCUUCAUGAAAGUGCCCGACUAUAUCCCCAGGGAGAAGUCCAUGUGGAUCCUCAUGGCCGUUUUCACCUCCUUCAUCUUGCUGAUCCUCGCGUGGGCACUUGUCCUUAAGAAAAGCAGUGUGAAACACUUUUUCUUGCCUCCGGUACCAGGACCGAAAAUUAAAGGCUUUGACAGCCAUCUUCUCAAGAAGGGGAAGUCGGAGGAGAUUUUCAGCGUCUUGAUUAGCCAAGGAUUCCCUCCGACGUCGGACGGUGAGGACCUGUUAGUGGAGUAUCUGGAGGUGUCUGAAGGCUUACAGCAGGACCCUGCACCCACAGCCCUGCCUGAAGCCCAGGAACAGCAAAGAGACCGGAGCCCCGCCCCCAUCGCCGAUUCUGGGCAGGGCUCUAGUGUCCAUCACACUUUGCAGGUGAAGUCCGGUGAGGAAUCCGGCACACGGAGCGUCAAACAGACGCCAGCCUUCAGUGGCCCCUUGGUGACGUCCAGCAACAGCAGUCAAGCCCCUAAGCCUGACGGGAAGGCCAAUACUAUCUCCUCCUCCUCCUCUUCUUCACGGCCGUCGUGUGUCCAGGGGACUCUUUAUGUUGCUGAGGUACUAAUAGAGGGGCUGCCCCCUGCCACUGAGCAAGAUCGCCAAGUCACGCCGGCUGGGGUUUCCCCUUGCAACUCUCCCGUUGAUAGUGACUAUACACAGGAUGAGUCGGGCCUCAGUGGAAAUCGCGGCACUGCUCAGAGGCCGGACGUCUCUCCUUCGGCCUUCAAGCCCACUGAGUAUGUAGAGGUUCAGAAUGUGAACCAGGAGGACAGACUGAUACUGAGACCCAAAGCGAAGGAGGACAUUGGGGACCUGUGGCAGGUGGGGCUCAGAGGGCAGGAAUACAGCAAAGUGAGCGAACUCAUCAACAAUCACCUCCUCCUGCUGGAGAGGGGAUCGACAUCGGCGGGCCCCAGUUAUGGUGCCACGGAGGGCCCGGUUGAGGGCCGUGCCCAGCAGCAGCCAGCCAAACCAACCCUCCAGCAGGGACUAAAUGGCUAUGUGGAUACAGGUAGCAUGCUGGCACCUUACUGACUGGCGCAGUUAGCUGUCUCAGGGCCCUCAAAAGCCAAUCAAAAUGAAUAAAUUGCAAAUUGAUACCACCCCUUUGACAAAAGGUCCAAUGGGGAGCAUUUAUCCGCACCUGUGUCAUUCGUGUCCUUUCAGGAUUUCCCUGUUUGUUUUUGCACUUCUUGAGAUCUCUGUAGAACAUUUAUUUGAUUAGAAAGGCCAACAUAUUACUCUCACCUCUCUCUGCUGGAGCAGACACAGGUGUUUUUGUCCUUAAUCACAUCCUGAAGCAGCAACAUCUUAAUCUGUGGCUUGGACAGCAGCUAAGAAUGAACCAAAAUGGUUCACAAAAUGAUUGGGGUGGAUUUCACUUUUUUAUAAGCAUAAAUACUUUUCUGAUGCAUGUUUUUUUUUUGGUGGGAUGUGUACAUAAGAGAGAAAAAUUAUAAGAGAGAAUUAAUUAUAUUUUAUUAUAUUAUAAGUGUUUGAUGUCAAGCUCUUUAACCACUCUAUCCUUUCCACUCACCGGAACGCCUCUGAGGACUUUCUGGUCAAACGUUGGGAAACGUGCACCAUCAUUCAGCUCUGGCAUUAUACACACGGGCGGCAAGGUUGAUUGGUCAAUGUUCGCGAACCCGGCCUUGCAGCCUGCAAACUGAAAAACCCGCUAAUCGCUAAAACAUCGGGCGUGUUUGUUAGCAUUGCAGGAAUUUGUUUUCCCUUGGGGUUGCACGCGUCGACUUGUCGGUUAGCAAGCCGCACUCACGCUACCACAUAUUUUCUAGGCGCCGCAGUGAUGUUUCAGCAGCUUUCAGAUUCCGUGGGAACACCACACUGCACUAAAGCUAUCACAUGACUUAUCGUGUACAGUGGGGUAUUUACACCACACUGCACUAAAGCUAUCACAUGACUUACCGUGCACAGUGGGGUAUUUACAUCCUAUGCACUGUUUCUAAAAUACAGUGGAGCAUUUGUACAGUGUGAAACAGGAAGUCUGGUCCUUUUACCUUUAUCGCUGUUUGGCAUCAUCUAAACAGCAUGAUGUAGGAUAUAUUUCUGUUUCUGUUUUACCUGUACAGCACAAGAAAACAUUAUUCCUUCAUAGCUCCAGUGUCAGCCAUGCCAGAGAUACAGAUCACCAGACCAAUCACCUCUCCAAAGUGCAUAAUUCAACACUAGGAAAAAGAAAUUUAAAUAUUAUAGCAGGACUCUUCAAAUCUGGACCUCAAUUCCAAAUUCAGGCCUUGUUUUCAGUUCUCCCACGUUAGUUACCGUAGUUUAAUAAUCACUGAUUCUGAUUGGUCAGAGGCUUCACACCUGGCUCAUGGGUAUAGGAAGGCUGGAAAACCAGCAGUGGACCUUAAGAACAGAUUUGUAAUCUGUAGCUGCUUGUACACUUUUGGAAGGACUAUCCAUAUACAUAUGAACAAAAUAUAACAUAUUUUUCUAACAAUAACAAAGUUGAAACUAUAUUGAUUAAAAUAUGUAAAAUAAUGAUUUUGAAAUGCAGUCGGAAUUGCCCAAUGGCCACUUUCAUAAUUAUUCAUAAAUCUUAGUUUAACACUUUCAUGUUUGCCAUGCUAUUAACAUCUUGCUUGAAAAUACCCGAUAUUACCUAUUCAAAUCUACACAUUAAUAAGGCUGACUGUGUAAAUAACUAAUAUUGUUUGUAAAAUCUGUUUUAUUUGUUAUUGGCUUGGCCAUUGAUAAGCCAACAAUGUGUGAGAUUAGGGAGUAAAUUAAAGAAGUUAUUGGAAUUUAAAAAUGAUCAAUAUGUGUAUGUAAUAUAUGCCAGCAAUACUGUCAAAAUCUAGAAUUAAGCUGGUAUGAGCAUAGUGUGUUGGUAGCAUCCUGAGCAAGCAGCCUCUUUUCCCAGCAUCAAAAAUGGUUUAAUGGGUUCAUAUCUACACGAUAAAACCACGGCUAAACAGUGGCGUUUGGGUCAAUAAGAUUAUCUUACUUAAGUCAUGUAUGUUUUGGAGUUCAGCUACAUGAAUCGGAAAGAAUUUUAUUAGCUACAGUGUUGUGAAUAAGAAAGUACACAAUUAUGUCAAUUCAUUGAUUUUAUAUAUAUAUCAGGAUAAAAAAUAAUCUAGUCCUUCCCAGGGUCCUACAGUUAUUUGUUUCUGAGAAAUGUUGGUUGCUUUACCUCUGGACAUUACUUACACUCGUUGACAUUUGAGGGUAUUUAUUUAUGAUCAGCUCUUGUAAGGUCCUACCACACAUCUCAGUGGGGCUGAUAUCUGCCAUUUUAAAACUUUGGUUUUUCUCUUUUUUACCCAAUCAGUUAUAGAUUCUUGGCAUCAUUGUAAGCACUGCCCUGUUCCAUAGCCCAAACUGCCAAAAGUUCUGCCUUUUUAGAGACGCUCACACUUCCUGAUCAUCAUCUAUUCCAAUACAUUUGAUUAGCAGUGGCUGCUAAUUAACUUCUUUAAUUGCCACAGCAGCAGAUAGGGCGCGCAUACGCUUUCCCAUGUGGCUUCCGCAUUUUGGGUUGCUUUUCUUUGAAUAAAUAAUGGAAAUGAGAAGUGUUACAUGUUUGUCCGUUAUCUGAAAUUUGUUUCAUUUUAAAAGUUGGGGAGGAAAUGACAUUUAUUUAUGCUCUGAUAUAUAAGACCAUAGAACUGAAUGAGGGUGUACAUUCUGUAUGAUAAAUACUGUUCAACGAUAUUAUAUUUCAUAUAAAGAAAUAUUUUCUGUGGACUUUCCUGUAAACUGUAAAAGUAUGUCUGACCAUGCAGCAACCAUGCUUAAAAAUGAACCAAGAACCCAGCUUCAGAGCAAUCUGGGCAUUUUCCAUUGACAGCAUGUGGUAUCGGGACUAGCAGAGGUGGAUAAAUCAGGUCCAGAAAGUAAAAAUCCGAACCAGGAUUUUGUUCCAACCAACCAGUUGAGCAUAAAAAAAAUCACAGUCGCAGAGUACUCCACUGGUUGGUUGAAACAAAAUCACGGUCUGGAUUUGUACUUUCUGGACCCAAACUAUCCACUUCUGGUUACUGUUUGUGUUUAAUCACAUUUGUGUGCACAGCUAUUUAUCAGAUUUCUUACGUUGCAUUUGUAAGGUUAAUCUUGGUUGCUACCAUAUUUGUAGCUGCCUCUGCCAAACAAGACUUCAUAAGAUUGACUCCAUUGAGGGAUGAAACUAUGUCAACAAGCCCAGUUAGUUCACAGCACCAAAACCCUAAUCACCAGCACAAAUACCUCAUGAGCUCUUCGCUGGUCUCCAGGGUAUGAUGUCAUAUUCCAUAAAAAAAAUCAGACGGAAAAUAAGCUGUGUUAAUGCUAAACUCAGCAGCAACAAUAGCCAAUUAACACUAGAAAACUAAUUAGUAUUAGCAAACCAGCAUCCAGGUCAUACCAUAUAAUUCUUUUGAGCACACCUUUUCUGCAUGGUAUAAGUGAAAAUCCAAAUAGAUAAAACAGUUAGUAGUGAAAACAACUGUAUGUGUGUAUUUGUGUAUUUGCUAACGCUAAUUAUAUAUGCUACAUUACACACAGUAAGUGUCUAACAACAUGGUUCUCUGGAAUUCAGUGUUUUUACUUUUGCGUCCAUAUGAAAGCUUAUUUAAAUGGAACUCAGUUGCAGUUUUGUCAGAAUGUUCCGUCUUCUGUUAGUUUAGAUCAAAAAUCAGGCCAUCUGGUUACAUUUAUUUGUCCUUCUGAAAUGAAACAACUGCUACUGGGAAUGGUGGAGCCUAAGUAUGUGUUGCUCUAUUCUAUCUAUUGUUUGGAUGUGUAGAUUUUGGUUAAAUUUCUUAUCACUUUAAAAAUAGCGUCAUGGAGAAUUUAGCAGAGGUCCAGGUGCUUCAUGCAGUUUGACCAGUUAGCUGCUGUGCUCUGCUGACACGCUGAAUGGCUUUGGCUGGAUGGACUGGUUAAUGUUAAACACUGCAUGACUACUGUAAGAUUAACUUUCUGUUAAAAUACAUCCAAACCACAGCCGAUGUUGCUCCAAAUGGUACGACUUACUUGACCAGCAUGAUGUUUUUGACAAGGACCAAUGAAAACCAUCACUUUGAGUUCCUCAUUUUAAAACACGCCUAUACAAAAAAAUACAUAGGUUCCAUAAAGCAGGAGUGUCAAGCUUCAUUCCUGGCAGACCUUGUUUUCAUUCCAUGCCCUGAUAUUAUCUGACUUGUGAAAACUGACUUUUCUUGAAAGCGCAGGAAAUGCAACUGCAUUAACAAAUGUAAUGUCUUGGAAUAUUUCAGAAGGGAUGAACCAGGUCCCCCUGCUUCAUGUCCUGUGCUUCAUGAAGUCAGCUCUAGGCUUACCUGGAACCUUGUACUUGAUGAGCUAUAAUGGGUGGAUGCAUGGAUGGAUGAUGGAAUAGCCACCACUAAGCUGGCCAAGGAGUCUGACACUUUUGAUAUCAAGUUUGAUACCAGUGGGUUGAGUCAGGGGACAUUUCCAUUGGAUGUUCAUUGUUCAUUGUGUGAGAUAUGCUGGAAGAGCAUGCAAGGUCUUUGUUUCUCUGUAACUGUAUCUGUGUAUGUCUAUACGUUAUGUCACCAAAUACUGAAGUACACAGUCUUUAGAAAAAAAACUCUUAAUUUCUGUUUUGAACAGUUAGUAUUUUGCACCUCCCUUCCUGUAUGACUGGAUGCACUUAUGAAGAGGAUCAGCCAAAAUAAAUUAAAUGAUUUUUAUAGUUAAACAGCACUUUAAUAAAUAGAUUUAUAUUUAAAUCUGUUUUUAUAUUAACUGUCUAAACUGACUGUUGAGUGUUGUCACAAUUUAUAAAUACACUCCUCACAUUUUUUUUUUUUAAAUUUCAUAAAAAUGUCUCAAACAAUCUGAUACAAGACUUCCAUUUUGGAUGUCACUCUGCUGUAGAUUUCUUUUGUAAAAGUCAAUAAUGUAAUUGUCAUACUUUCAUGCUUCCUAACACUGUUUCUUGUACAAUAGUAUACUGAAAACCAAUGUACUACUUUAUUAAAAAUGAAGUAUUGCUCAAUCGAAAACUUUCCCACUUUAAUACUGUUUUUCUGUGUCCUACUCUAUUAACUAUAUUUUUGUAAGAGUGUUUGCUGCACACUUGUCAUUUAUUUAAAGAUUAAUGGAAAAUAGUGACUGAUGAUUCUAGUCCCCUUACACCUUGGCUGAGUUUUGCUCCUGUACUAGAUCAGGAAUACAAUACAUACAAUAAAAUACUUGCUGUGUAUAUGUCA
Molecule: messenger RNA, 7153 nt
Organism: Paramormyrops kingsleyae
Lineage: Eukaryota; Metazoa; Chordata; Actinopteri; Osteoglossiformes; Mormyridae
Gene: prlrb
Product: prolactin receptor b
Biological process (GO): cytokine-mediated signaling pathway
Cellular component (GO): external side of plasma membrane
Molecular function (GO): cytokine receptor activity; protein binding
Source: RefSeq, a predicted model, not a curated record